Messenger RNA from Ceutorhynchus assimilis (cabbage seed weevil), 795 nucleotides. NCBI's taxonomy places the organism in Eukaryota, Metazoa, Arthropoda, Insecta, Coleoptera, Curculionidae. The record is from the annotation of a GenBank genome assembly.
CUUGUCAAAACAAUCACAAAACUUUGUAGUUUAUUUGUCCAUCCAUUUUUAAUUAAUUAACUAUUUAUUUAAAAUAUCAUUUGUUUUGGUGUUUGUUUAGACUGUUUAGAAAUUGAAAAUAAUGGAUUUAUUAGGGUCUAUAAUGAACUCAAUGGAUAAACCACCGUCCCGCACUGAAAAGGAACGAGAAAUGCUUAAAAAAAAAAAAGAAGCAAUAGAACAAAGACAAAAAGAAGACAAAGAGCGAUUGAAAAGAUUCAAAGAAAGAGUCGAGGGAAAAUUGAUUAGCCAUUUUAACGAUUCAAAAAACACCACACUAAAAUUUGAGCCCAUGGAUCAAAUAUAUCGUUCCAUUGUACACGAAGCAGCAGAGGCACAAAAUUUACUAUCAUUCGCCUUUGGAACUGACGGCGUUGACCGAUACAUUCGAGUAUAUAGAAAAGACCAUCCGCCGUGUGAAGACGAAAUAAAUGCGAGACGUAGAGGCGAGCCUUGGAAUGAACAAAUCAAACAACAACUUGAAAAAAAUAGGGAACUACAAAAAUUGGAGGAUAUAGAAUCGUCAAAAAAACCCAAGAAAAUUAUUCCCAACAGCAAUUAUAAAGACAAAUAUGCCCAUUUGAUUGGUCAGGAUGCUGCUUUAGAAGCUGCUAAAAAAACUGAGUCAAAUAAAUCUUACGGCUUUGUUCCAAGUGAAAAUAAAAGAGAUCAUCGUUCCAUCGAGCAGACUCUAGCAGAUAUUAAAGCGAAAAAGAGGAAAAUUCAAGAAGGCGGUCCAGAUGAAGUAAUUUAGUU